AAAGUAUACGCCCUCAGUGGCCUGGUAGAGAACCUGGCUUACUGAAGCUAUAUCAACUGUACAGAUCAGUACAACCUACAACUGUACAGUCAAUAAUAACCUACGUGACAACAGAUCAUAAAAAUAAUAAAUUCAAAGUGAAAGGUUCAUGGCAGCUGGAUAAAUUUCAACAGCUUUAAUACAGCCAUGGCAAGUGGAUCCUCACCAACAUCUCCAGGAGGUCCACCUAUUCUGUCAGACCGCAGGAUUGUACUGCUGGGAAAAGCUGGAGCUGGAAAGAACAAAGUAGCCAGAGUCAUCCUGGGUGACAUAAAGCUGAAUGAAGAGAGUGAAGAGUGCUUUUUAUAUGAAGGUGAACAGGCAGGAAAGAGGACCUGCAUAGUGAACACACCAGGAUGGGACCGAGUUUCUAUAGAGUGCACUGCAACGAAAAUUAAAAAUGAAAUCGCCCGAAGUGUGACACUUUGUCCUCCAGGUCCCCAUGCUCUGAUUCUGGUGUUUCCUGUAAACACUGGUGACGUUCCAUCUGUAAAUGAGUUUAAAUCAGCAAGUCAUCACAUGGAGCUGCUCUCUGAGAGAGUCUGGAAUCACACUAUAGUGCUUUUCUUGUGUGAUGGAGAUGUGGAGGAAUCCACAAUCACAGAACACAUUCAUAAAGCAGAAAAACUACUGGAAAAGUGCAGAGGCAGAUAUUAUGUUAUGCAGCACAGUGAAUCUGAAACCCAGGUCCAUGGACUCCUUAAUGAGAUAGACAGCAUGGUGCAAGAAAAUCUGGGUGAUUUCUUCCUGCCACAGGUUUACUAUGAAGUGAUACAGAGCAAAUUGACACAGAAUGCCAGUGAGUUGAAAAAGCAAUAUGAGGACAGAGAGGAAAAACUGAAAGAAGGAUACCAGAAAAGACUUAGUGUGUAUAAAAAACAGGUUGAGGAAGAAACUUCACUUAAGCAGAGACGUGGAAGUAUCCAGGGACCUCGUCCAUCUCUCAGUGAAGACAAAAACCAGCCAGUGGAUAUUGAUGCCAUCAAGAGCAAGUAUCGGGAUGAGCUUCAGGCACUUGCAAAAUAUUACUUCAAACCUAUGUGCCUGCUGGUGUUGGCUGUGAUUGGUGCUCUUAUCGGAUCAGUGGUUGGAUCUAAUUAUGGAGUGGUGGGCGCUGGUGCUGGGAUCGUCAUUGGAAUCAUAAUAACAAUUCCACUGGCUUUAUGGCUGAUUAAUGCUGCAAGCCUAGCACGACAGAGUUCAACUCUUCUGGAAGAAAAAAAAUCUGAACACACUGAUUAACCCCUUCAACUGUGAGAUAUAAAAUUGCGUGCAAAAACUGUAUACCAUUAGGACAAAAUGGAGGUGCCCAAAAGAGGGAAUAAAACAUAAGGGGCAUUUGUAGAAAAAAUAAAAUCAAUGAUGUGGUGUGAAGCAGCCCAGUGCGAAGCACAGUUCCUGUUAUGACUCCAAAGUCCUUUAAUUUUUAAUUAUCAAAGGACAUCAUACUUUUAUCCAUUUAUAGUUACAUUUGAUAUGUGGAGAAUGACAUGUGGAGAUAGUUGUCACAUGCAGAGAGCGACCAGCACUUGCCAGAUAUUCCUGCAGCUCCUUUAAUGUUGCUGUAGGUCUCCUGGCAUCCUCACUGAUAUGUUUUCUUCUUGCACUUUUGUCUAUUAUAUAUAUGUAUAUAUCUUUAUAUAUAAACUUGAAUAUAAUGAAUAGCAUAUACAGACCCUGGCUUUGAUCUGUUCAAUCUGUUGCCCUCAGGGAGACGUUACAGGUGGAUCAAAACAAGGACUAGUAGAUUUAAGAAUAGUUUCUUCCCAAAAGCUAUUACCAUGAUAAACAAACACAUGUACUGAGUCCACAGCAUAUGUAUAUAUUGUCUCAAACUGUGCAUUUCAUAGUACCUCCGCCAUCCACCCUAAUAUCUAUCUAUCGUGCAUAUAUCUUGCAUAUAUUGUAUAUCUUGUUUAUUUAUUUUGUUUAUUUAGCUUGUUUAUUUAUCUGUGUAUUAUCUGUUUAUUCUUCUUGUGUAUUGAAUGUAUAUGUUUGCACGGAACAAAAAGGAGUGGCUCUUAAUUUCAUUGUACAUAUGUAUAGUGACAAUAAAAAGGCAUUCAUUCAGCAUAUACAGACAUUUAUGCACCCGUAAUCUUUCAUGACUCAUUUUGAUGACUCAUUCACUCUGUUUUUAGUAUUUAAAUUUGUUUUUGUACAAUAAACUUUGACAUAUUUA
This is a messenger RNA of Ictalurus punctatus (channel catfish), 2221 nucleotides long. RefSeq names its product GTPase IMAP family member 4. Gene Ontology annotation, molecular function: GTP binding. The record is from RefSeq and is a predicted model, not a curated record. NCBI's taxonomy places the organism in Eukaryota, Metazoa, Chordata, Actinopteri, Siluriformes, Ictaluridae. Bases 187 to 1281 code for a protein of 364 amino acids. The transcript is spliced from 4 exons.